CAGAGUUACGGUGGAGGUAUUCGAACUCACCUCCACAAAGGUCUGCUUUAUAUUUCUCAUAUCUAUCAAGAUACAUAAAAUGUACCUAGUUUCAUACGAAUUAGUAGCAUUCAGAACCGAUGUCUUGAACAGACUGUAAGCCUUGUAGACUAUAUCGACUUACGUAAGGGAGGCCUGUUGUAGCGUUGCGCCGUAUCAUUCAGUAAGCGCAUUAUAUCAACUAAAGAAGUUAUCUGUUCCCGCAACUCAAACCGUGCUGCUCGGUGCAGUUGGAAGGUGCGCGAAAUGAUUCAUUCUUAGUAAAGUUGUUCUGCAAGGAAGUACACCGACUUGCAGCUCUCAGAAUAAGGUCAUUCAUGGUUAUUUGAACCACAGAACCACACCGCGAUGUCUGCCUUCCGGUUUCCUCCUGGAUUUCUCUUCGGAGCAGCUACUUCGGCCUAUCAGGUUGAAGGCGCAUGGAAUGAAGAUGGUAAGGGCGAGAGUAUAUGGGACAGGCUAGUCCACCAGCACCCUGACGUCAUCAACGAUCAGUCUAGUGGGGACGUGGCAUGUAAUUCCUAUCAUCUUUACCAGGAAGACAUCAAAAUACUGAAGGAUGUAGGGUUCCACUUCUAUCGGUUUUCCCUAUCUUGGCCACGAAUUUUACCUACUGGACACGCGAACGUGGUAAAUGAAGCCGGUAUUCACUACUACAACAAUCUGAUAAAUGGACUGAUUGCCAAUGGAAUUCAGCCAGUGGUAACGAUGUUCCACUGGGAUCUGCCCCAGCCUUUACAGGACCUUGGUGGAUGGACCAACCCCCUCCUGGCCAAUUACUUCGAGGAUUAUGCUCGUGUCUUGUUUACUAACUUCGGGGACAGGGUAAAAUGGUGGUACACUUUUAACGAACCCAAAUCCAUUGCCCUUGGAUACGGUAUGCCGCUAGGUUUUGCACCCAAUAUUCCGACUCAUGGACACGGUGAAUAUCUUGUGAUGCACACAGUUCUUCUGUCGCACGCCAGAGCAUAUCGACUCUAUGAGCGGGAAUUCAAGGAAACUCAGAAAGGCAAGAUGUCUAUUGUAGCACUGUGCAACUGGAUUGAACCGAAGACUUACUCCGAAGAAGAAGAAGCGGCAGCUGAAAGAGCACGGCAGAUGCAUAAUGGUUGGAUCUUGCAUCCAAUAUACAGCACUGCUGGGGAUUACCCUCCCGUAAUGAAGGAGUGGGUAGCAAAGAAGAGCAGGGAAAAAGGAUAUCUCAGGUCUCGACUACCGAGUUUUACCAAAGAGGAAGUGGAAAUGGUCAGAGGUGCAUGGGACUUCCUAGCUGUGAACCACUACACCACUUUCUUUACGUACCAAGGUAAGGAGGGCGUGUCUAUCGUCCCGGAUUGUGACGUUUGUAUGACUCAAGAUGACAACUAUCCUGUUGCCGCUUCUUUCUGGCUACAGGUGGUGCCAUGGGGACUCAGGAAGGCGCUUAACUGGAUAGCUAAAGAGUACGACAGUCCGCCAAUUAUGGUAGCAGAAAAUGGAUUCUCUGAUCAUGGAGGGCUCAAUGACACAGCUAGAAUUGAUUUCUUCAUUAAUUAUUUGCGUGAAUUAUUGAAGGCCAUACACGAUGACCAUUGUCAUGUGAUUGGAUACACGGUGUGGAGUCUCAUGGAUAAUUUCGAAUGGAUAUCCGGGUAUACGGAUAAUUUUGGCCUUUACCAUGUCGAUUUCAACGACCCCAAUCGUAAACGGACGGCAAAGAAAUCAGCCCGAGUUUUUUCAGAGAUAAUCAGAAGCAAUGAGAUUCCGGCAGAGUUCCUGGUAAACAAGAGUUCACUGUGACCACUGAGAUAACCCACUGCUGCGUAUGCGAAUCCUUCCUUCUUCUGUUCAGAUGUAGAACUCGUGAAAUAUCAGAAUGUUCAUUUGUAAGACUGUUAAAACCUUCAUGUAAAAAAUAAUUAUAUGAUUGUGUAAAAUUCA
Messenger RNA from Cryptotermes secundus, 1959 nucleotides. RefSeq names its product myrosinase 1. The transcript has 11 exons. NCBI's taxonomy places the organism in Eukaryota, Metazoa, Arthropoda, Insecta, Blattodea, Kalotermitidae. The coding region runs from base 388 to 1818 and encodes 476 amino acids. Gene Ontology annotation, molecular function: beta-glucosidase activity. Gene Ontology annotation, biological process: carbohydrate metabolic process. The record is from RefSeq and is a predicted model, not a curated record.